Episyrphus balteatus (marmalade hoverfly) is the source of this 1671-nucleotide messenger RNA. Its product is annotated as maltase A2-like. The coding region runs from base 8 to 1477 and encodes 489 amino acids. Gene Ontology annotation, biological process: carbohydrate metabolic process. The record is from RefSeq and is a predicted model, not a curated record. NCBI's taxonomy places the organism in Eukaryota, Metazoa, Arthropoda, Insecta, Diptera, Syrphidae. The transcript is spliced from 6 exons.
UCGCAAGAUGUCGAAAACCCCACUGUAUGCAGUUUUAGUAAUUACAAUAAGCUUAGUCUAUACAGCUGUUGCUGUAACUGUUGAUUGGUGGGAAAAUGCUUCACUUUACCAAAUCUAUCCAAGAUCUUGGAAAGAUAGCGAUGGCAAUGGAAUUGGUGACAUAAAAGGCAUAACAGAAAAACUGGAUUAUCUCAAAGAAAUUGGUAUAACAGCUUCAUGGUUAUCACCGAUCUUCAAGUCACCCAUGGUCGACAAUGGCUAUGAUAUUUCCAAUUUUACCGAAAUCGAUCCCAUCUUCGGAACUUUGGAUGAUUUUGAUGCAAUGGUUAAAAAAUUCAAAGAACUUGAUCUAAAAAUUAUCUUGGAUUUUGUGCCAAAUCAUUCGAGUGAUGAAUGUGAAUGGUUCCAGAAGUCAAUUCAUCGAGAAAAUGGCUACGAAGAUUUUUAUAUCUGGGCGGAUGGUUUUGAAGAUCCACAAAAUGCAGGACAAAAAUUACCACCAUCCAAUUGGGUUAGUGUAUUUGGUGGACCAAUGUGGACAUGGAACGAAAAACGUCAACAAUUCUAUCUUCAUCAAUUCUUGCCUCAACAACCUGAUUUUAAUUUCAGAAAUGAAAUAGUGCGCGAAAAAAUGUUGGAUGUUUUGAAAUUCUGGCUUGAUCGAGGUGUUGAUGGUUUUCGAAUUGAUGCAGUUCCUUAUAUGUUUGAAAAAGUUAAUUCCGAUGGAACGUAUCCUGAUGAAGAUCCAAAAAAUCAAAUUUACACUCAAAAUCAAAAUGAAACUGUUGAGCUGUUGUAUGAUUGGAGGAACUUUUUGGAAUCUUAUCAGAAACAAAAUGGUGGAGAUACAAGAAUCUUGCUUGCUGAAGCUUAUUCUCCGAUUGCAAUGCUUGAUAGAUAUUUUGGCAAUGGAACACACUUCGGUGCCCAUAUUCCCUUCAAUUUUGAUUUGUGGUAUGUUACUAAGGCUUCAAAUGCCAGAGAUGUACAACGUUUGGUUGAUGGUUGGAUGAAUGUCAUGUGGAAGAAGCAUCAAACAGCCAAUUGGCUGACUGGAAAUCAUGACAUGAAAAGAGUUAUCGAACGUGUUGGUCAAAACAAGACGAAUUUAGUUUAUUUCCUGCUUACUGGUUUACCAGGUGUAACUGUCACUUAUUACGGUGAAGAAAUUGGAAUGUCAAAUGUUGGUUCUCAAAAUAGUUCCUAUCAAGCAGGGCGUGCUUUUGCAAGAAGUCCUUUCCAAUGGAACGAUGAUAUUUCAGCUGGAUUCUCUUCUUCCAACAAGACUUGGUUACCAGUUGCAAAUAAUUACAAGACAGUUAAUGUAAAAAAUCAAUUGGCUGCUGAAAGAAGUUCGUUGAAAGUGUUCAAGGCCUUGCAGAAACUUAAGCAAACACCUGCUUUCAAAGCAUUUAAAAAACAAAAUGGUUUCAGCUAUAAAGCUGUUAAUGAUAAUGUUUUUCAAAUCAUUCGGUAAGUAGUGGAAUCUGCCUCGAAUAAGGAUUUUCUGUUCUAUUGUUUCAUUUUAAUUAGUCAUUCUCCAGAUGAAGAAUAUCGUAUUUUGAUAAAUUUCGGUGAUAAUGAAGAAGAUAUUGGAAAAAUAUUUAGUUCAGGAAAUGGAGAGAACAAUUUGAUGGAAUACACUGUUGUUAGUGAAAAUUCUCCUCACAA